Mus caroli (Ryukyu mouse) is the source of this 525-nucleotide messenger RNA. Its product is annotated as binder of sperm protein homolog 2. Gene Ontology annotation, cellular component: cell surface. Gene Ontology annotation, biological process: sperm capacitation. The record is from RefSeq and is a predicted model, not a curated record. Lineage: Eukaryota; Metazoa; Chordata; Mammalia; Rodentia; Muridae. Gene Ontology annotation, molecular function: heparin binding.
CAUCUGCAGGCAACUGGAAGUGAUGAGCCAUCUUGUGAUCUGGGUGUUCCUAGCUGUCUACAUGUAUGAGCUGAAUGCAGAAUUGAUCUCUCAUUUACAUCCUCCAGAUCAAGAGAUUUCUACUGAUAGCUGUGUCUUUCCAUUUGUUUAUGCUGAUGGAUUCCACUACAGUUGUAUCUCCAUCCGCAGUGACUAUGAUUGGUGUUCUCUUGACUUUCAAUUCCAAGGAAGGUGGCGGUACUGUACAGCACAGGAUCCCCCAAAGUGUAUUUUCCCUUUCCAAUUCAAACAAAAGCUCAUUAAGAAGUGCACCAAGGAGGGCUAUAUUUUGAAUCGGAGUUGGUGUUCAUUGACUGAAAAUUACAACCAAGAUGGAAAAUGGAAGCAAUGUUCUCCUAACAAUUUUUAGGUAUGCUUGUGUGUUUUAGAAGACAGGAGUUAUAGAUACAUCAGAUGUUCCUCCAAAUGUAAUUAAUCCUUUAUCUUUAUGAAGAAAUCUGUUAAUAAAGGUCUGUUCUCUUAUCA